AUGAGAUCUGAGGCCACGGCAGCAGUGGAGUACAAGGGCAAAAUCAUCACGCACGACCCAUUUGCCAUGCGCCCCUUCUUCGGCUACAACUUCGGCCAGUACCUGGCACACUGGCUCAGCAUGGCCCAGCGCCCUGCAGCCAAGCUGCCCAAGAUCUUCCAUGUCAACUGGUUCCAAGAGGACAAGGCCGGCAGGUUCCUCUGGGCCGGCUUCGGCGAGAACUCCCGGGUGCUGGAGUGGAUGUUCAACCGCGUGGACGGGGAAGGCGGCCCCCAGCUCACGCCCAUCGGCUACAUCCCUCAUGAGGGUGCCCUGGACCUGCGUGGCCUGGGGGUUGUUGACGUGAAGGAGCUCUUCCACAUGUCCAAGGAGUUCUGGGAGGAGGAGGUGGAAGAAAUACAGAAGUACCUGGAGGAACAGGUGAAUGCCGAUCUCCCCCCCGAGAUCAAGAAUGAGGUCCUGGCCCUGAAGCAGAGAAUCAGCCAGAUGUAA
Messenger RNA from Rangifer tarandus platyrhynchus (Svalbard reindeer), 492 nucleotides. The record is from the annotation of a GenBank genome assembly. Lineage: Eukaryota; Metazoa; Chordata; Mammalia; Artiodactyla; Cervidae.